AUGAUUUCUCGAUCCGCCCAAAUUCUACGCCAGAUCGUUCAACCUCGAUCCAAUAUUACUUUCAAAUACACAUCCUAUCAAUCAGCAAAUACGAGCCAAAUUAUGUCUUUAUCUAUAGAAGAUCGACAGUCCAAAAAUAUACACACUGCGGCAUGUUUAGUGAUUGGUGAUGAAGUACUAGGUGGUAAGGUAUCUACUAGACUGUGGAUGUAUGUUACAACAAAUUCUGCAUACUUCGCAAAGUUUUGUUUCCGCCUGGGAAUCGUACCAUGCCCAAUUCAACUUCCCAGAAUUGAGGUUAUUGCAGAUGAUUCAUCAGAGAUAAUCGAAGCCGUAAGACGCAUGUCAAACAAUUAUGACUUUGUAGUAACAUCUGGAGGAAUCGGCCCAACGCACGACGACAUAACCUAUCAGUCAAUCGCUUCAGCUUUCUCUCUCCCAUUAUCUUUACAUCAAGAAACUUUUUCAUUAAUGAAAAAACUUUCCAAACCGCACCCUUCUCAGCUCGAAUUUUCCUGGGACGUCCCUUCUCCAGCGCUCACAGCAAAAAAACGUAUGGCGCAACUUCCAAUUGAUAACUCACGUUCUUUGUCGUCCCAAGUUCUCUUUCCUUGUGAUGACCUUUGGGUGCCCGUAUGUUGUGUUAAUGGUAAUAUUCAUAUCCUCCCGGGAAUUCCACGACUAUUCCAAAAACUGCUUGAAGGACUACAGCCAAUUUUACUGCCUCGCCUAGAUGAUCCAAAUGGUGAAGGAGUCGUACGGAUCCUAAUUAGUACUCCUUUAGCUGAGAGUGAAGUGGCCGGAUUCUUAUCAGAAUUGGCGGAACGGGUGGCAGACAAAGGAGUUAAGGUAGGUAGUUAUCCAAGGUGGGGGAAGAGUCGGAAUACUAUUUCGUUAGUGGGUAGAGAUAAGGAAUUUAUGGAAAGUCUAGUAGAUGAGGUCGAAAAAAAUGUCAGAGGGAAGCGGGUAUCAGUCGAGGGUGAGGAUGACAGUGACGUUGAAGAAAAGAAAGCCUAA
Blumeria graminis f. sp. triticale is the source of this 1017-nucleotide messenger RNA. Lineage: Eukaryota; Fungi; Ascomycota; Leotiomycetes; Helotiales; Erysiphaceae. The record is from the annotation of a GenBank genome assembly.